Molecule: messenger RNA, 821 nt
Organism: Zychaea mexicana
Lineage: Eukaryota; Fungi; Mucoromycota; Mucoromycetes; Mucorales; Lichtheimiaceae
Exons: 2
Coding region: 384-785 (133 amino acids)
Source: RefSeq, a predicted model, not a curated record
ACAGCUCAAAUUCAUUGUAUUGUCCAGCAACAGCAGCUUAUGCCGAUUUUGGCUUUGGAAAUAACAAAUAAAUAAUGACAACCACUUCUCUCCUUAUGCGAAGCGCACUAGGCAAACAUACUUUUGCUCCAAGAGUAAUCUCAAGCUUCAUACAAUUGCGACAUAAGAGCACAGCAUACGCCGGUGAGUUUCCCGUUUAUCUUGGCAUCCUCAACACCUUCCCAUCGCUUUUAUAAUAGAAUGCCACAAGCUCAUUCCUUUCGUUAACAACCGGCGAUCAACAAUUGACAACUCUAGCACUGCCUUAUAUUCACUUUCACCCUACAACAAAUGCACCUCGCUCCGACUUGAAGUACGCUGUAUCAUAUUUGUCUUCAGCAGACAUGGAAACGCCCAAGGGCGAACUAGUUAUCGGCUGGACGCCUAACACAGACAUUGACUUUAAGACGUUUGUGGACAACACAUCGUUUGUCGACUUUUUAACACGCGUGUUGAAAGAGAAGGUGCAUAAAGUGAACGACCCUGUGCUCAAGAGCCUUGCAGAAUGGCAGAAAGAAGGAUGGCUACAUAUCGGCGAUGAACGCAACCCACCACCAUGGGGUCGAAUCCCAUACCCUGAGGACAUCAUUGGCAGCGUGCUUGUUCAGAAGGGCGUCAUUCAACCGGAUACUUAUCAACCUAUGCCAGCCCAUCGUCUAGUUACUUCGAAUGGCAUCUUGCAAUUAUCCGAGCCUUUGACCCAGUGUGUGGUUCAGGAAGCAAAACGUGUAGCAAAACAGCAAUAAGUUUACUUCAAAUAAAACGCUUGUCUUUUAGAAUCC